CACAAUAUCUCACCACUUGCUCUCUGGAAAUGCUUCAGAUGGGCUUCUUGUUAAGGACCGCUUAGCUUUAUCGACUUGCGUUGCAAAAAUGACAUUUGUGUUGCAGUCUUUCCCGCAGUCAGUGCGUCUUUGAGAGUGCGCUUUAGGUUUCUUGGUGUAGCUGUUAGAGGGAGCGCUGGACAAACUUGGACUAAAGGGAUGCGCUAACGAGUGCAAAUCUUGGCAGGGAUCAUUUACUGAGGAUUGGAAAUGGAACACACUAGGCUGUGCGCAUGGGAUGAGACUCCUUAUUUGUCAGUUUGAAAGUAGAAUAAUCUAUCAAUACGCGCUCAUAACUUACACGGACUGAAAUCUGAAGAAGAUCACGGUAAUAAACGCAGGAUUUUUAUUUAUUUAUUUAUUUUUUAUUUUUAAUGGAAGUUAUGACUGCUUUGAAUGGAUAUUAUAGCUUCCUGAAGUUCUUUUGAUUCCUGUACUGUGUCGGAGAUUGGAGGUUUGGACACCAGCCUCUGGGAUCACCGGUGGAUAUAUCAACUGCGGACCGUUUGGCAACGCGUCAAGCGCACAUAGAGAAGUCUCUGACUCAGGCAGAUCUUCUGAUGACCUAAUGGAACAGAAUUUACGAGCAGUGCUGUUGUGGGUCCUGGUGCUGCUGUGUGGCUCCACUAAAGGCAGUAUCCUGUACCGGGUCCAAGAGGAGCAGCCCCCCAACACUCUAAUUGGUAGUCUUGCAGCAGACCAGGGUCUGCCAGACUCGGGUCAUCUCUACAAGCUGGAGGUGGGUGCCCCUUACCUUCGUGUUGACGGAAAGACAGGAGACAUUUUCACCACGGAGAUCCCUAUAGACAGAGAGACGCUUAAGGACUGUCGCUCCCUGGCUAAGGGUAAGCCCUGUUACUUGGAGUUUGAAGUAUCAGUGACAGAUCUGAUACAAAACCAGAGUCCAAGACUCAUUGAAGGGCGUAUUGAGGUACAGGACAUCAAUGACAACACCCCUCAGUUUCCCUCUUCUGUGCUCACCAUCUCUGUCCCCGAGAACACAAUGAUGGGUGCACUUUUCUCCAUCCCUCUUGCCACAGAUAGGGACUCAGACAGGAAUGGCGUGGCUGAUUAUGCCCUGACUGCAGGGCUAGAUGCAGCAACCCUGUUUGGUUUACAAGUGGCUGAGGACAGAGGGGAAAAGCUCCCACAGCUUAUUGUCCUGGGCAACUUAGAUCGUGAGUUAAAGGAUUCCUACGACCUCACCAUCAAGGCAGUGGAUGGAGGAAACCCACAGCGCUACAGCAGUGCUUUGCUAAGAGUGGUUGUCACCGAUGCCAAUGAUAACUCUCCAAAGUUUGAGAAGUCGACAUAUGAGGCAGAGGUUUCGGAAAACAGUCCAGUUGGGCACUCUGUGCUGCAGGUCAAAGCAAAUGACUCUGAUAUGGGCCCCAAUGGAGAAAUUGAGUACACCCUUCACCAAGCAGUAGAUCCAGUGCCAAAGCUCUUACGAAUUGAUCGGUCAACCGGCAUAAUUUAUGUCAAAGGUCCUCUGGACAGAGAGGAAAUCAGCAGUUUGUCCUUCUAUGUGGUGGCAAGAGACAAGGGUCCUCAACCUAAAAGCUCCAAAACUUUUGUGACAAUUGAAGUGACCGACCAAAACGACAAUGCUCCAGCUGUGGAGAUUCGUGGAAUUGGUCUCGUGACCCACAGUGAAGGAGUGGCUAACAUUUCAGAGGACAUGCCAGUGGGAACAGCCGUCGCUUUAGUGCAAGUAUCUGAUAAGGAUGAGGGAGAAAAUGCUGUAGUCACUUGUGUAGUGGCAGGAGAUGUGCCCUUCCAGCUUCGCCCAGCCAGCGACUCUUCUAGUGACAACAAGAGGAAGUAUUUCCUGCAGACAACCACUCCACUUGACUACGAAAGAGUUAGGGAUUAUCGAGUUGAAAUUGUGGCUGUGGACUCUGGAAACCCAGCGCUCUCCAGUACAAAUUCUUUAAAGGUGCAGGUGACUGAUGUGAAUGACAACUCUCCAAUAUUCUCCCCAACCUUGUUUGAGGUAGAUUUUGCAGAAGAGAACCAACCAGGGGAAAAGGUUGUGGAUGUUACUGCCUCAGAUGCAGACAGUGGCACUAAUGCAGAACUUGUCUAUAAUAUAGUGGCAGACUCAUCUAUCAAAGGUCUGUUUGAAAUCGACUCAAAUACGGGUGAAGUAAGAGCCCGAAGCCCCCUUGAUCGAGAACAUAAAGAGCGCUAUGAGUUCCGGGUCACUGCAGCAGAUAAGGGUUCACCUGUUCACAAAGGAACAGCAACUGUGGUAAUAAAAGUCCUUGAUCGAAAUGACAAUGACCCCAAGUUUAUGCUUAGUGGCUACAGCUUUUCAGUUCUGGAAAACAUGCCUCCCCUCAGUCCAGUUGGCAUGGUGACGGUACUGGAUGUGGACAAAGGUGAGAAUGCCCGUGUUCACCUCUCUGUGGAGCCUGAUGGAGGAAAGUUUGUAGUCCAAAAUGGGACAGGCACAAUUCUCUCCAGCAUUUCAUUUGACAGGGAGAAGGAAAGUAGCUAUACUUUUCGUCUAAAAGCAGUGGACGGAGGAGAACCACCUAGGUCUUCGUAUGUGGGUGUCACCAUCAAUGUCCUGGAUGAAAAUGACAACGAUCCUGUUGUCACCAAGCCUUCUAAUUCCUCCUUCAAGCAACUGUCCCCUCUAGCUUCCCCAGAUCAUCAUGUGGAAAUAGUGGAAGCUGAAGAUUUGGACAGUGGGCCCAAUGCCGAGCUAGUUUUUAGUAUAGCAGGUGGAAACCCUUAUCAGUUAUUCCGAAUCUCCCCCACCAGUGGAGAGAUCACUUUAGCUAAGGAGAUGACACGAAAACAUGGUGGACUACAUCGUUUAGUGGUGCGAGUAAGUGACAGGGGAAAGCCUUCACGCCACGCCACUGCCUUGGUCCACAUCUACGUGAAUGAAACCAUUUCGAAUGUCAGCUUAGUGGAAGCCCUAGUUGGACACAGUCUCUACACUCCACUAGACAGGGACAUCGCCGGUGAUCCUGACAAUGGAUUUGCAGCACAGCGAAGUAACAUUUUGUUUGGAAGCCUCGCUGGUGUGGCAGGUGUUGUCAUGUUGAUCUUGGUGGUAGUAUUUAUCCGACACCGCAUCCAGAGAGAAACUAAGAGCGGUUAUCAGGCUGGCAAGAAAGAAACAAAGGACUUAUAUGCACCCAAACAGGCACCAAAAAAUACUAAAGGUAAACGAGGCAGAAAGGGAAAGCCCCAGAAGUCCUCCAAACCACUCGGUGAAGAGGAGGAAGUCAGCCUUCAAAAAAGUCUAAAGUUCAACCUCGAUGGUGUCAAUGAUAGCCCCAGGAUACACCUGCCCUUGACAUAUUCACCAGGAAGCCCAGAUAUAGGCAGGCACUACCGCUCCAACUCCCCCCUACCCUCCAUCCAGCUGCAGGCACAGUCCCCAUCGGCUUCGCAGAAGCACCAGGCCGUCCAGGACCUUCCUGCCGCCAACACCUUUGUAGGAACGGGAGGAGAUGACAACUCCACCGGCUCAGACCAGUACUCAGAUUACAGCUACAAGACCAGCCACCCGAAGUACAACAACAAACAGCAUCCCCAUCGGCGAGUGACCUUCUCUACUACCAACCCUGUGCAAGACCUGCAGGAUGCCUCUCAGCACAGCUAUUAUGACAGCGGUUUGGAGGAAUCGGAGACACCCAGCAGUAAGUCAUCAUCUGGUCCUCGCAUCGGACCCCUGACCCUGCCUGAGGACCACUAUGAGAGAACCACUCCUGACGGCAGCAUUGGAGAGACUGAACACCCUGAAAAUGAUAUCCGCUCCCUCCCCGAUGUGGCUAUGACCGGAAACUGUACAACCGAGUGCAGCGAAUUGGGCCACUCAGACGCCUGCUGGAUGCCCGGGCAUCCUUCCCCUGUACGCAAGACCAGGAACCCCCCGAAACUCUCUACCUUCGUGCCUUACCAGGAGAGAGGGAGCCUGGGACGCCUGGCCAAUGGGAGCGCCAGGCUGGGUGGCGAGGAGCACCGGUCGCGCCUGCCACCCUCCCGCAGUGCCUAUUCCAGCAGCGGUCACGACGCCAGUCAAGACUGCCCAUUGGAGGAGAUGCCCCUCAGCGUAGCCUCCGAGUUCCCACCCACUUCUCCUUCUGCCCACACUCCAAAAAGAGAAAUCUACCUGUGAGGAAAACCAUCAUCUGAUCUGUGCACAAAUGAAGAAAAGAAACACCUACAUCAGAAGGAGAAACAGGCUGUCCACACGCUAAAGCCAAUGCCCUUUUUGUCAGCAACAAUAGGCUGUGACUCAUUCAAUCACUGGCAUGAACACUUGUUUUCGUCAUUCUUCUCCUUAAAUUAUUAAUUUAUUAGCAUAUUUAUUAAGAGUUCCACACAGUUAAUUGAUGCACUCAUUAUUUAUACAAAAUCUUGAAGGAUAUAAUUCAAACAGAUCAAAAGGAAGUGCAGAUGGUAAUUGCAACGUUAGUAGUAACUAAUUAUUGUUGUAGUUAGCCAAGUCCCAUUCUGUGAAGUGAUCUCUUCAAUUUGAAAGUUGUGCUCAGUGCUCUUGUGCCAUUAUUAGAUAUCAUUCAACAGUCAGUCAAGCCCUAUCAGAAGGCAUAAGAAUUUUGAUUAACAAUCAAAUGAAAUGGUCUAUCUUAAUGUACAGUGCUGUAAAUACAUUUGAAUGGUGUGUUCUACAUAUAUUUUUGUCUGGCAUAAGCUGAAAAAAGAUUGCCUCAGAAUUUUAGCAUAUUUAAGCUUUUCUUUGCUGCUGCUGUUUAAACUUGAUUGAAACCAUCUCCAGAUGUGGAGUUCGAUAUUGUGGAAGGCAUUUAUCCGCUCCACACAAUCACACACAGACACACACACAUACACACACACCUUUGACCCCUAAUCAUAGUAGAAUGGCCUUUACCUGUGCUCCCUGUAGAGCUUUGCCACUGGUGGAGAAGGCUGUGUGGCUGCAUUUAAACUGACAUUAUGUUCCACUGACUCUCAGCACUGUGACCUAUCGUUCAUCAUGAAAACGGUUGAUUUGGCCACAGUACCCCGGAGUCACAAUGACCAAAUAUAAAGUACUUACAAGAUGCAUUCUGAUUGGCCUUUCACUUCAAACAUUGUUACCCUCUCAGUUACUGGAAUCAUAUUAGUGUCUCAGUUUAAGACGCUCCUCUCGAUGGCGACAAUCAGACCAGCUCAUAGUGUUAACUCACAAAACCUUUUCUCUGCAACUGAAAAUUCUUUACCUCCCCAUAUACUGUAUGACCUUGUAUAGAUCUAAUGAACGCAUGAAAAGCUACUUAAAUGAGAUCAGAAAACGGCACGACAUUACUGAGAGAUCCUGGUAAAAGUAAGUACGAGUUGAAGUGGUGAAGAACAGGUGGUUUUCUUUGUUUAAAACUAUAUAUUAUGAUAUUAACUUCCCCAGAGGUGAAUUCAGUGAAUAAUGCACGAACUGGAUUAAUGUUUUUUUUUAUAUGGACCAAAUAGACCUCAAAGUCAAUGCAUAGAUUUGAAAUUAAAUCAAAAGGUCAUAUUUGGAACUCUUAUUUCAAUUCAGUAACUUCUACAGAAGCAGAGAACAUUUGAGCUUAAACAUAAGGUUAUAUGGUAUGAGUCAGUCUCAAUGUACUGCAGCUCCUGUUAUUUGACUUCCUUUAUAUUGAGGACAACAUGCUUAAUAACUUGUUAAGCAUUUUUCCUCCUUUGACUACUGAACAGACUAAAAAAUAGGACAUGCCCGUGGGCUUCAUUUAUCUUUACAAAGAUUUUUCCAAGUGAAUCUGAAGGAUAUGUCUGAAGGACACUAUGUAUUAGUCACUAAUUGGAUGUUAAUGAUGACUACACUAGCCUGCCUUACAACAUCGUAGAGCUAGACGGUGUCUUUGAUUUAAACAUUGAUUUGAUUAGAUUUGUAGAUACCUUUCACCUCUGCAGAGUAUUUCCAUAGUCAGAUUGUGUCUCUGAGUAAGGGUGGAAGAGCCUGGAAUGGACAUUUCCUAAUUAGGGUGAGUAAUGAGUCCUGAGCUAGGCCAUGUGUGAGCACACCCCCAGGACAAGGCACCCACUGGAUAAUGCAAAUCCACCCACAGAGCUACAAUCAGUUAAAGGGGGUAUUUUUAUCUGCACUUACCUCAUCAUGCUGCCAUUGAAAACUGCGUUUAGAAUAAUUAAACUGAAAACAUAUGGAAAUUACUGGACAUGGCCAUGAUUAAAUAAGGUGGGCGAUUAUCCUGCCUUGAGGGGGAGAAAGCACAUUAUGCCGUUUUCAAAGCCAUUUAGCGACUGAAAUAAAAUUCAAACAACAGCCAUGAUACACUGUGAUUAAACCCCCACGGCUCGCCCAAGCGACCCUCUCAGAGCUGUGGAUAGCCGCUUCAUGAACUGAAAGCAGCGGGUAGGAUCACUGACCUGGAAUUAAUGACAAGUGAGAAAGAUAGCAAUGAGUGAUAAAGCCAAUGUCACAUAGCCUCAAUCACAACUUUAUCUAUUUAAAUGCUUUGACUCAAUUCAGAUUCACUUAUUCUAGCUGUUCUGUGUCAAGAUUUAUCUCUGGGGUUAAAUCUUAACCUGAUACCAGCCUAAGAACACUUAUCGCUUCAGUGAAUCUGCAAUGUAUCUUCAGAUUUGUCUUUUACAUAAAUUAAAAGGGGGAGCUUUUAAGAUAACUGGGAGUCAUCGGCUGUUGCUCUGAAUGAAAUGACAGGAGUUUGAUUUAAGUCCUCUCCAAAAUAAAAACAAGCUGGGGCCUUCUUUUUUUUUUCCCCUCUUGUCGUGAUGAGUUGGACUCUUUCAUGCCAGCUGAUAAUGACCUACUCCUCUCCCCUGGAACAAUAUAUCACAAGGUUUGACCUUUCUUUUGAACUCAUGCUGAAUGAACUGUGUUUACUCUUGCAAACACAGAAUGGUUCUCCUUGAUCAAAAUAAGAGGACAUCAUGAAGCACCUAAAUACACUCAGUACGUUGAGUAAUGUUUAAUUUGUACUUAACAUUAAUUUAAUGUUGAAUUCACUUGAGUAUCUUUUGCCUCUCUGUAGUGUGUAUUGUAUGGUGAUCAUUUCUGUGGACAGAUGGACAAAAUACUGUACUGAAAUUGGCAGGGGGGGGGUUUAUUACUGAUCAGACUCUUAACAAACUGGUUGUGUGAAAAAAAUACAGAAAUCUGUUGGUGGUGUAGUGUACAUAGAUCUCCACAGCCCUGUGUCUGCUGUCGAGCAGGCGACGAUUUUAGCAUGAAUUCCAAAGAUAAUUGGUAGAAACUGUUUACUCUUUUUCUUUGACUUUACUUUCUGAAAUGUUAGUGCUGGUUCAUAUUCAAAAGGCCCUCUCCCAAAUGGACUGAAAUUAACUGAACAUUUCAUCUUUUUCACAGUUCAUCUCAAACAAAGACAAUUGCCUUGAAAAUAUGUCUU
Sphaeramia orbicularis (orbiculate cardinalfish) is the source of this 7409-nucleotide messenger RNA. It is a transcript of the gene pcdh1a, whose product is annotated as protocadherin 1a. The record is from RefSeq and is a predicted model, not a curated record. Gene Ontology annotation, molecular function: calcium ion binding. Gene Ontology annotation, biological process: homophilic cell-cell adhesion. The transcript is spliced from 5 exons. NCBI's taxonomy places the organism in Eukaryota, Metazoa, Chordata, Actinopteri, Kurtiformes, Apogonidae. Gene Ontology annotation, cellular component: plasma membrane. Bases 608 to 4180 code for a protein of 1190 amino acids.